Molecule: messenger RNA, 1785 nt
Organism: Gamsiella multidivaricata
Lineage: Eukaryota; Fungi; Mortierellomycota; Mortierellomycetes; Mortierellales; Mortierellaceae
Product: MBOAT, membrane-bound O-acyltransferase family-domain-containing protein
Exons: 3
Coding region: 87-1634 (515 amino acids)
Biological process (GO): glycerophospholipid biosynthetic process; lipid modification
Cellular component (GO): membrane; endoplasmic reticulum
Molecular function (GO): 1-acylglycerol-3-phosphate O-acyltransferase activity; 1-acylglycerophosphocholine O-acyltransferase activity
Source: RefSeq, a predicted model, not a curated record
GUGGGAAGUUGUCUGCAGCAAAGUUUUUUUUUGUUUCGCACAUUGCAUCGCACAAUUUCUCCCUACUGCACGCUUUCCUUCACACCAUGCUGGACUCUUUCUUCGGGUCCCUAUCGGAGGCGGUCUCCUUCCCUGAAGAUCAAUUACGAUGCCUCUCAACACUCCUCCUUGCCUACCCGCUCGCCUUCGCCUUCAGACUCCUGCCCUACAACAACCCCAACCUUAAGCAUUUGGUAUCUGUGCUGACUUCCUUCUUCCUUCUCGUCGUUGUUGUCGAUGACCUCGUCGGCCUCAUGCACCUGCUCGGUUCCAGCAUUGCCGUCUGGCGAAUCAUGGGCUCGGUCAAGGGCAAGUGGGGUCCCAGGAUCGUCUUUAUGGGAGUCAUGAUCCAUAUGAGUGUUAGCCAUCUUAUGCGCCAGUUUCACGACUACCGUGGAUACAAGCUGGAUCACACGGGACCACAGAUGAUUCUGACCAUGAAACUUACCUCCUGGGCUUUAAGCGUUCACGACGGCCGCCGUAAUCCCAAGGAACUGAGCAAGUACCAGCAGGAGCACGCGAUUACUACCUUCCCCAACCUCCUCCACUACCUCAGCUAUGUCUUCUUCUUCCCAGCAGUCCUCGUCGGUCCCUCCUUCGAGUACAUGGACUACAUCCGCUUCAUUGAACUCUCUACAUUCAAGGAUCCCAAGACUGGAAAGGUCCACUGGCCUGCUGGUCGGCUCGCAGCCUCGAUGAAGACCUUCCUAUUCUCGCUCAUUGCCCUCGCCUCACUCGCAGUCUUUGCGCCGAAACUGGAUGUUCUCUGGACAUUGGAUCCCGCGUUCAAGGCAUUGCCCUUUGUUCUCCGAUUCAUCUAUGUCAUGUUAUCGGCCUUUGCAGCCCGAUUCAAGUACUACGCAGUCUGGAAGAUGGCCGAGGGAGCAUGCGUGUUGGCUGGGUUCGGUUACAACGGAGUGGAUCCCAAGACGGGUAAGCCUAGGUGGGACGCGUCCUCAAACAUCGAUGUCUGGGCGUAUGAGACCGGUCAGAGCGUGAAGGCCUUGGCGGACAGCUGGAACAAGGGCACGAACCAGUGGUUGAAGAAUUCGGUCUACCUGCGGGUGGUCAAGCCCGGUGCGAAGCCUGGUGUCCUGGAGACAUUCUCGACCUUCGCAGUGAGCGCGUUCUGGCACGGAUUCUAUCCUGGAUAUUAUCUGAUGUUCCUUUCGGCGGCGAUGGCCUUGACGGCAGGAAAGAUGUUGAGGACGCAUUUGAGACCGAGGUUUGUGUCGGCCACGACAGGCAAGACUCCGCUGUGGUACAACAUGCUGGGCGUGGUGCUCACACAGGUGACGAUCAACUACCUGUCGAUGUCGUUCUUGAUCCUGACGCUCAAGGACAGUUUGCAGCUGUGGAAGGAUCUUUACUUUGUGGUCCACAUCGGUAUCGCAGCUGUGUUGUUGCUGACGCCGGUAUUGUUCCCGGUGAAGCGCAAGUCGAGGAAGGAGCAGCAGAAGCAUGGUGAGAAGGACGAGACGGAGAAGAUCAAGGAGACGGCUCACCAGGUCGCGGACGGGAUCGCAUCGGCGGCUGUUGUGGCACCGACUGAGAUUCUGGAUGGCUCUGUCAAUGGCAAGGUCAAGACCUUGUAACAGUAUUUUGCUAUGACAUUCUCGCAUCCUUAGCAUUGAGUAAGCAGCAUAACUAUUUGUACACAUACUAUCCACAGCACAUAUUGCCAAUAAACAGCAUCCAACAAUAACGACGACGCGUAUUCGAUCGGGACGAACGAAUGCAUGUACG